Trematosphaeria pertusa is the source of this 1566-nucleotide messenger RNA. RefSeq names its product MFS general substrate transporter. The record is from RefSeq and is a predicted model, not a curated record. Gene Ontology annotation, molecular function: transmembrane transporter activity. Gene Ontology annotation, biological process: transmembrane transport. The transcript has 5 exons. The annotation marks the transcript as partial. Lineage: Eukaryota; Fungi; Ascomycota; Dothideomycetes; Pleosporales; Trematosphaeriaceae.
UGGAGGUUUUACGCUACGGGGGUUUGUAUGUGUUUGGUUAAUCUAGUGAUGGCAUGGGAUGCAACGGCGAUUUCGAUUGCGCUGCCGACUAUCGCAGCAGCUCUUCAUGGUUCGGCGAUCCAGUCUUUCUGGCUGGGCAUUUCGUUCUUCGCAGCAGCUACCGCGUUCCUGCCGCUCUUCUCGGCUUUCUCCGAUAUUUUCGGUCGCAAAGCUAUGCUGCUCACCGGACUUGCCUUUUUCACGAUCGGUUCUUUCAUCGCAGCGGUUGGUGGAAACUUCAACGCACUGCAUCUUGGCCGCUCCGUGCAAGGAAUCGGGGCCGGUGGUAUCUUCGUACUCUCGGAUCUCAUCGUCUCGGAUCUUGUCUCCUCACUAGACAAGCGCAGAUGGACCACCAUCCUUGGAACAAUGUGGGCCAUUGGCGCAGUCACGGGUCCCGCGCUAGGGGAAGCGCUUGCAGAACGCAAUCAAUGGCGCUGGAUCUUCUGGCUCAAUCUACCAUUCUGCAUCAUUGCCUUCCUCAUUCUACCCUUCUUCGCGCAACUAAAAGCCGCAACUCCGGGCUCCAUAUUCGUAAAACUGCGGGCCAUCGACUGGGUUGGAUUUCUUCUCCUGUCUGGCUCGCUUGUCUCUAUGCUUUUGGGCAUAAGUUGGGGAGGUACGCUACACACCUGGUCGAACCCCAACACCCUCUUGCCACUUCAGUUCGGACUUAUCGGUAUCGUUGUGUUUUGCGUCUGGUCCUGGUUCUCGCCGUUUCCGUCGAUAAUCAGCUUGGAUGGCUUCAUGGACCGCACCAGCCUUGCAACGUACUUCGGCACGAUGAUCCAGGGAACCAUCAUUUGCGCAUUCCUAUAUUUCAUGCCGUUCUACUUCAGCGUCGCCAAGCCUGAGCUCAGCCACUUACCCGCAGGGGUGCGCUGGUUCCCUUGGACUCUUCCGCUCGUUAUCUUCAUUCUCAUUACCUUUGUUGUCGUCAGUCGGUGGAAUACCUGGCUUCCCUCCAUAUGGCUAGGCUGGGUCCUCGUCCUGCUCGGUGUUGCGUUGACCACCAUCUACGCACGGACGUCGCCGACGGGGACCUGGGUCAGCAUAGCGAUCGUCUUGGGGUCCGGUGUGGGCAUCCUAUAUCCGAGUCUGCACACAGCUUCCGAGCUCAUCGCCGAGCAAGAAGAGGAGGACAACGGGAAGUCGAGGAGAGCGGUGACGAACUAUACCUUCUUCCAGCUUCUGGGGAAGAGUUUCGGUGUCGCUAUCGCGACUUCAGUCUUCGAAAACGAGUUCUUCAAGCAUCUAAGGAGCAACCCGCUAUUCGAAAGGUUCGCGAAGGAGUACACGACCGAUGCCGUUGCGCUGGUGACAAGGGUCCGAGCAACGACCGGUGGAGAGGGUUCCCCGAAGACGCAGAUUGCGGAUGCGUAUGUGGACUCGCUGAAGACCAUCUGGAUCUUGAUGGCUGUGCUGGCAGGCUUGGCUUUAGUGGUCAGCUGCUUCAUGAUGCCGAAGGAGUCGCGAAAGAAACAGGACGUCGAGAUGAAGAACCUGGAUGAGGGCUACGUGGUGUGA